ACACACACACACACACACACACACACACACUGUACACAUUGUGAAGGGUUCCUGUUCCUGAGGGUCUGUAGAUCCAUUCAGAGAGGAGGUGAGGCUUAUGAGGUUAGGAGGAGAAGAGAUGAGAGAAAAGCCUUUUUAAUAGUUUGACUGAACAAAAAGAAAGGAGAAGAAGAAGAAGAAGAAGAAGAAGUGUCUCUUGGAGUGACAAACUGGAGGAAGAAGAGAAGAAAAGGAACAGAGCAGAGUGAGAGUUCAGAAAAGGAAAGAAGAAGAAAAAAGAGAAUUGCAAUGUGACUGUAAAGCUGAUUCAGAGGAGGCGAGGGGAUACAAAAAGAAGACAGGAUUCAUUUGAAACUUCUGUGUCAGAAAAGGAACAGCUGAUGUGACUUUGGGUUGAAAACAAGAAGGACGAGGAGUAGCAGAAUUGCAGAGAGAGUUUAUUAACACUUGAAGUGUGUUCGAGGAGCAGAUCUAAUCUUGAUGAUGGGCUGCUGUCUGUUUGUUUACUAUCGGAAGAAGAGGAAGCAGGCCAGCAGAGAUGCAGACUCCCUCAGUCUCUGCAGUCUGGACAUCAAUGAGCCCAGCACAAAGCGCAGCAAACUCGUAUCCAGGGUGACGUCUCUGCUGCAACCUGUCAAGACGGCACCGCUGAAGAGGAUUGGUCAGACGCUGCAGCGCUCCAUCAGUUUUCGUAAUGAGGGUCAGACAGAGAGAGCAGCUCCUCCACCUCCCCCCUCCUUUUCCUCUUCCUCCAUGAUGAAGACGCGUGUUCUCUCAGCAACACUCUCAAACCCGGGCUCAUCAAGCACAAUGACACGGGUUUCCACAGCAACGGUGCCAGCCGCCAAGCGCCGUGACAGCAAACUCUGGAGCGAGACCUUCGACGUGCGGCUAGGAACGAUGCAGACUCUGAGCCCGAAAGAGAUAAAACGACAAGAGGCUAUAUUCGAGUUGGCUCAGGGUGAGCAAGACUUGGUGGAGGAUCUCAAGUUGGCUAAGAAGGCUUACCAUGACCCCAUGCUGAAGCUGUCAAUCAUGACUGAGCAGGAACUGAACCACAUCUUUGGCACUCUGGAUUCUCUGAUACCCCUCCAUGAAGACCUGCUGAGUCGUCUCAGAAAUGCCAGAAAACCUGACGGGUCAACAGAACAUGUGGGACGCAUCCUGACUGACUGGCUGCCGUGUCUCUCCUCCUACACAUCGUACUGCAGUAACCAGGUGAAGGCCAAGACCUUGUUGGACCAGAAGAAGCAGGACCGGCGGGUCCAGGACUUCUUGCAGCGCUGUCUCCAGUCGCCUUUUAGCAGGAAGUUGGACCUCUGGAACUUCCUGGACAUCCCCCGCAGUCGACUGGUGAAAUACCCGCUGCUGCUCAGGGAGAUCGUGAAGCACACGGCCAACGACCACCCGGACCGGCAGCACCUGGACGAGGCGAUGCUGAUGGUUCAGAGCGUGGUGGGGGACAUCAACAGGCGGACGGGGGAGUCCGAGUGUCAGUACUACAAGGACCGCCUGUUGUACACAGAGGAGGGGCAGAGGGACGAGCUCAUCGACCGCUCCAGGACCCUCAGCUGCCACGGAGAGCUGAAGAACAACAGGGGACUCAAGCUCCACGUGUUUCUGUUCCAGGACGUCCUCGUCAUCACCAGGUCCAUCUCGCUGAACGAUUAUCCAGUCAGCUACCAGCUGUGCCGCCAGCCAAUACCCAUCCGGCAGCUGGACCUGGAGGACCUAUCAGACGGAGAGAUGCGAGUGGGCGGGUCCAUCAGAGGAGCCUUCAGCAACAACGAGAGAACAAAGAACUUCUUUCGGGUUUCCUACCGUGCCGGAGGUCAGCUGCAGAGCCACUGCUUCCAGGCCAGCGACACCUUCAACAAGCAGCAGUGGAUCAACUGCAUCAGACAAGCCAAAGAAGCUGCAGCGCUGACAGAAGACCAGCCCCCACAGACAGGACAAUGUGUGGAGACAGAGCCGAGUGGACAGACAGGGCUGCUGGGUGAGACAGGGCUGCUGGGUGAGAUGGGGCUGCUGGGUGAGACAGGGCUGCUGGGUGAGAUGGGGCUGCUAGGUGAGACAGGUGAGACAGGGCUGCUGGGUGUGACAGGUGAGACAGGGCUGCUGGGUGAGAUGGGGCUGCUGGGUGAGACAGGUGAAACAGGGCUGCUGGGUGAGACAGGGCUGCUGGGUGAGAUGGGGCUGCUGGGUGAGACAGGUGAGACAGGGCUGCUGGGUGAGAUGGGGCUGCUGGGUGAGACAGGUGAGACAGGGCUGCUGGGUGAGAUGGGGCUGCUGGGUGAGACAGGUGAGACAGGGCUGCUGGGUGUGACAGGGCUGCUGGGUGACACCGGUCCGAGUCUGGGGCAGGAAGAAGAAAAUUGUAUGUGGAGGGAGGGGGAAACAGGGCGGAGUUCUGAAGGAGAGGUAGGUCUUAUCGGAGAGACAGAUUCGGAGAAAGAGGAAGACGUGGGUUUGAGUCACGAGACAUUGAUGGGCAUGGGUGGGGGGAUGGAGACAGGUUUGUGUUUGAAUGAAGGGACUGUUUUGGAAUUAGAUGGAAAAACAAUGAAGGAUCUUGAGACAAGGCUGAAAGAGACGGGCGAGAUGGAGACAGGACAGGGAGUCGGUGAAGAGAUGGGAACCGGAGCAGACUGGAGGAUGGAUGGAGGAGGAGAGGUGCUGAGCCGAGGUCCUAAUAAUGUCCCCACCUUCCUUCUCUCCCCUGCUUCUCCCUGUGGAGAGGAGAAGGAGCGGGAGGUGAUGGAGGAGGAGUGUAGCAGCACUGAGGAGGGGGAGGAGGUGGACAUGGACACAGACCUGCAGGGCGAGGAGCUGGACCUCAGGUGCUGAUGUUAGACUCAAACGGGAGGAUGAUGCACUGAGGCACUGGCAGCCAAUCAAAUCGAUGAUGAUGUCACUAAAAACUCAAACAUCCCACAAUGCAAUGUGGGAGUGACGCCAAAAUGCAUAACAAUCACCAUGGUAGAUCUGGAACAAGAUAUACAAGUUUGUCUGCAUUUUCUAACAGCUGAAGGACUUCUACAGACGUGAAGGAAAAACUCAAAACUCAAGAGGUUCAUUGUUCCUUGCUGUCAGGAAGUGUCAGGUAGUUACAGCUCUGUGUGUCUGAAAGAUACAUAAUGCUGUUUAUUCACACUCAAAUAUGUGAAAUAAUGGUACACAUAUUGUGUGAAACAUAGUAUGCGAUUUCAGACGCAGCCCCAUUUAACUGUACUUAAUGCAAGGAUGUAUUAAGAGAAUUGCAUACCAUGUUAAAGGAUGCCAAAAAGGAUUUCCUCAUGCUUUUCUAUUUUUGGCUCACAGACCAACUUACCGCAGACUAACCAUGAUUUACUGAUACGGCUCUACAAGACUUUCUUUUUUAUCUGAUAAACGCUCAAAUGCUGAUAAUGCAAACACUUGUUUGGAGAGUUUGUAAUACCCAGAAAUUGUAUUUAUGUUAAUACUGUCUUGGAAAAAGUAUUUUUGUCAUGUGACCUGCCGUUCCAACUGUGGCCAUUACAUCAGAAAUCACGUU
Trematomus bernacchii (emerald rockcod) is the source of this 3535-nucleotide messenger RNA. It is a transcript of the gene arhgef3, whose product is annotated as Rho guanine nucleotide exchange factor (GEF) 3. The transcript is spliced from 11 exons. The record is from RefSeq and is a predicted model, not a curated record. Gene Ontology annotation, biological process: positive regulation of Rho protein signal transduction; intracellular signal transduction. Bases 481 to 2847 code for a protein of 788 amino acids. Gene Ontology annotation, molecular function: guanyl-nucleotide exchange factor activity. Lineage: Eukaryota; Metazoa; Chordata; Actinopteri; Perciformes; Nototheniidae.